AGAAUCGACGUGCACUUGACCAAUAACCUAUUUUUUCUAUGGCAAUAACACAAGAUGGCUCACUGUAGCUACAGUAAAUUCUCACAUAUAUUAAAAUUAACAACCGCUAACCUAAAUAAACCAACAGUGUUACGGACAGGGAGAGACAUUCAACAUGCUCCACAACGCUGCAAAUAUUUCAUACGUUUUCAUAAGGAACAGUAGCUGCUGCUUUUGCAACAGCUAAUGAGGAUCCAAAUAAAAUACCAAUACCUCAUGAAGCUGGUUGAGAGAAUGCCAAGAGUGUGCAAAGCUGGCAUCAAGGCAAAAGACCUCAGGUCCUGAGAGGUCAUUGCAGGAGAGACAGAAGCAGCACAUGGCUCGCGGCUUGCCCAAACAAAAGCCCAUUGCUGGAGUGAAACAAGUUAUUGUGGUGGCCUCAGGGAAGGGGGGUGUUGGGAAAUCAACCACUGCAGUGAAUUUGGCCCUUGGACUCACAGCUAAUGAUCCAAGUAAAACAGUGGGCAUCUUAGACGCUGAUGUUUACGGUCCCUCAGUUCCUAAGCUGAUGAGCCUGAAGGGGAACCCAGAACUAACUGACAACAACCUAAUGAGACCACUUAUGAAUUUUGGGAUUCCAUGUAUGUCCAUGGGGUUUCUGGUAGAGGAUGUUGCACCCAUUGUCUGGAGGGGCCUGAUGGUGAUGUCAGCUAUAGAGAAGCUACUUAGACAGGUAGAUUGGGGACUGCUGGACUACCUGGUUAUUGACAUGCCACCUGGGACUGGAGAUGUUCAGUUAUCAAUCACUCAGAACGUCCCAAUAGCAGGAGCAGUGAUCGUGUCCACUCCUCAGGAUAUUGCCUUGCUGGAUGCACGCAGAGGAGCAGAAAUGUUCAGGAAGGUCAAUGUACCGGUCCUGGGCAUAGUCCAGAAUAUGAGCGUGUUUCAGUGCCCCAAGUGUAACCACCAGACCCAUAUCUUUGGGGCAGAUGGAGCAAGGGCUCUUGCUGAUACUCUGGGAGUACAAUUAUUGGGAGACAUUCCUCUUCACCUGAGCAUCAGAGAGAUGUCAGACAGAGGCCAGCCUGUAGUGGUGUCCUCACCUGACAGCCCUGAGGCUGAGGCCUACAGAAAGGUGGCGACUGCCGUGGUCCAGCGCCUAGAAGAACUCUCUGGUUGAGUUAUUGCCCUCUACUGUGUAGGACAACUGGACAACUGGUCAUCUACAGGAGAUUCAGUGCAUUCGGAAAGUAUUCAGACCCCUUGACUUUUUCCACAUUUUGUUAUUCUAAAAUGGAUUAAAUCGUUUUUUUCCCCCCUCAUCAAUAUACACACAAUACCCCAUAAUGACAAAGCAAAAACAGGUUUUUAGAUUUUUUUGCAAAUGUAUUAAAAAUAAAAAACUGAUAUAUCAUUUACGU
This is a messenger RNA of Salmo salar (Atlantic salmon), 1400 nucleotides long. Its product is annotated as nucleotide binding protein-like. Gene Ontology annotation, molecular function: 4 iron, 4 sulfur cluster binding; ATP binding; ATP-dependent FeS chaperone activity. The record is from RefSeq and is a predicted model, not a curated record. Gene Ontology annotation, cellular component: mitochondrion. Gene Ontology annotation, biological process: mitochondrial respiratory chain complex I assembly; iron-sulfur cluster assembly. NCBI's taxonomy places the organism in Eukaryota, Metazoa, Chordata, Actinopteri, Salmoniformes, Salmonidae.